Eimeria necatrix is the source of this 1194-nucleotide messenger RNA. RefSeq lists its product as hypothetical. NCBI's taxonomy places the organism in Eukaryota, Apicomplexa, Conoidasida, Eucoccidiorida, Eimeriidae. The coding region runs from base 1 to 1194 and encodes 397 amino acids. The transcript has a single exon. The record is from RefSeq and is a predicted model, not a curated record.
AUGAACGCCACGAGGGGCUCCGCGGCCGAGCGGCUGCGUCCAGCCGUGUGGAUUCUUGCCUUUGCAUGUUCCUGCCUGAUCCUGGUUUCGAGUCCGUGCGCGGCGUUUGAAAAGUGGGAAAGGCCCCUUGGCUGGAAUCCCCAGUAUGGCCCCCGCUAUGUGGUGUUUUGGGGGGGCCCAUCUGGCUACAAAGAGCCUUCUCUGGGCACUUGCAGCUACGGGCAUUUCUCGACGUCUCCCGAGCCUGCGGCGGCGCGGCUCUCCGCCUUCGAUGAUUUCGGCCUCUUGAGUCUUUACGAAGGCUCCCAGAGCGCCAGCUUUCCCCCCUCAGCUGCAGAGGAUCAGCAGCAGCAGCAGCAGCAGCUGCAGCUGCAGCAGCUGCGGCGGCUGCCGUUUCUUGAAUCGCACCCGUCUUUUCGCUACGCGGCGGCGCCGGCGGCCCCGCUGCUGCAGCCCAGAGGCAGCAGCCUGCAGCAGCUGCUGCGGGCAGCAAAAGCAGUGGCAAUGGAGGUUUGCCUGGACUUUCUGCAGCGGAUGGAGCAGCAAAGUGGAGCCCCCACGGGGGCCGCAGCAAACAAGCUGGAGGCGGAGGCAGCGCGGGUGUUUCUGGUGCUGCUGGAGGCCUACGAGGCGCAGCAAAGAGCAGCAGCAGGGCCCUCUCCCGAAGCAGCAGCAGCAGUGGCUGAGAAGCUGCAGAGCCUCCUCAGCAGCGCCCGAAACCAAGAAAGCUGGGACUCCAGCAAAUAUGCUUAUUGGCUGGAAGCCAGCAGCAGCACUGCAGCAGCAGGGGGCCCCUACUACUUGCCGGACUUGGAGGCUUCUUUGCUGGCUUCUUCUUUAAGGGCCCUUUCCCUCGCGGGCCCCGAAGCCCAGGGGCCCCUGGGGGGCCCCCAGGGGGCCCCCCUGGGGGGCCCCAACGCCUACAGGGACUGCAGCCACUUGGCGAGCAGCUCGGGGGCCCCCGGCACUGCUGCUGCGAGGCAGCUGCUGUGCGCUGACUCCUUCUUUGCUGCUGCUGCUGCUGCGCACAAAGCAGCAGCACGAAUUGCUGCUGUCUGCUCCCCCAGAGGCCAGCAGCUCAUCAGCAGCGCAGCAAAAAGGCUCCAAAAAACACUUAAAGCAAAUGCAAAAGAAAUCCAAAGUGAAAGCCCUUUCAAGACUCUCGCUGAACAAAUCCUCAAAGAAGGAGAAUAG